Molecule: messenger RNA, 5147 nt
Organism: Petromyzon marinus (sea lamprey)
Lineage: Eukaryota; Metazoa; Chordata; Hyperoartia; Petromyzontiformes; Petromyzontidae
Product: potassium channel subfamily K member 1
Biological process (GO): stabilization of membrane potential; potassium ion transmembrane transport
Cellular component (GO): plasma membrane
Molecular function (GO): outward rectifier potassium channel activity; potassium ion leak channel activity
Source: RefSeq, a predicted model, not a curated record
GGGUGAGGGCUUCAUCCAGCAGUGGCGAACCCACGACCGCUCCUGCCGAUGAUGAGACGUAAUUGUUUACGUGCCGUUCGGCAUCACCAGUAAAUCAGUGGCGACAUGGCCAGGCGGCGGGUGUGGUUAUUUCCUUGACUCCUCCUCCCUUCAAAGGGCUUCCUUCCCCCAUUGUUGAUUUGCGAGGUGGGAAUUUUUUUUUCGCAAUCGCGUGUCAAAGAGACGUGUGGCCAACACGGGGAGACAGCGGCGAGAUCGAUUCCGUGCGAUUGUUCGGCUCUAAUAAAUACAUAAACAACGUGCACAUUUGAUAUUUCAAAACUGCCAUUCUGGCUCUCGCUCGCUCGCUCUCUCUCGCUCUCUCUCGCUCUCUCUCUCUCUGGAUGCCCAGGGCAAGGUCGCUCCAAACUAUGACUUUCACCAACGAGGGGUCGCCGGCACUCGAUUAAAACCGCCCCAGAAAGAUGUUGGGCUCGACACGCUUCGCGUUCAGAUCGUCGGCGAACAUUUCGGCAAGUUGACGCGCGCAACGUUACACGCUACUGGCAAGCCGAGGGGGAUUUAAAUCCCGCCCGCCUCUAGCGACUUGUACGAGUGCAGUCGCAGGCGGCGAUAGGUCACACGGAGACGCACAGGGUGCGAGUGUAGCGGUGCCGCGUCUUCGUGAUGACACAAUGACCGUGCGUGACUCGGCCGCCAAACUUGCGCGUUUAUCAACAACGACAAAUCGUUAUUUUAAUUCCGUGGGAUUCUGUAACCUGACGGACUAAUAUAACAACACACCAGGCUUGCCAACCUUUAUAUAUUCGCACACGGUAGAACACCUACACCGCACGACACUGCAGUAGACGUGGAGAGAGAGAGGGCGAGAGAGCGGGCUGCGAAAAUUUUAGUGCCACAGUGACAGCAAAUAUCUGCAGGGUGGCUUGGGUGGACUUGCUGCUAUCGGAAAACAACAACAACAAACCCCCGUCUCGGCUCACACGAUGGCUUCGAGGUCGUUGACGUGCUUCCUCGCUUUGCUAGCCACCUAUGCUUUGUACCUCGUGCUGGGAGCCAUCGUCUUCUCCACCCUGGAGCGGCCGUACGAGGAGCGCCUCCGGAUGGACGUGAGGAGGCUUCGGGACGCGUUCGUGCGGCAGCACGCGUGCCUGAGCGACGAGGCGCUCGAGGGGUUCCUGCGAGACGCCCUCGAGGCCAGGACGCACGGCGUUUCGGCGCUGCGCAACGCCACGGCCGGCCCCCACUGGGACUUCGUGUCUGCACUGUUCUUCGCCAGUACCGUACUCACGACAGUCGGCUACGGGCACACGGUGCCCCUUUCGGACGCCGGCAAGGCCCUGUGCAUCCUCUACGCCGUGCUGGGAAUCCCGUUCACCCUGCUGCUUCUCACCUCCAUCGUCCAGCGCCUGAUGGAGCACCUGACGCGCCGCCCGCUGCGGUCGCUCGCCGCCGCCUCCUCCUCCUCCUCCUCGUCGCCGCCGCCGCAGUCGCCCGAGCUGCUGGCCGCGGCGCACGCCGCUCUGCUCCUGGCCUGCGUCGCCGUGCUCUUCUUCGUCGUGCCCGCCGCCGUCUUCGCGUCGCUGGAGGAGGGCUGGGGAUUCCUCGGCGCCUUCUACUUCUGCUUCAUCUCCCUGAGCACCGUCGGCCUCGGCGACUACGUGCCGGGGGAGGCGGACCGGCAGCCCAGCCGCGAGCUCUACAAGGUCUGCGUCACCGUCUAUCUGCUGCUGGGCCUCAUCUCCAUGCUGCUGGUGCUGGAGACGUUCUGCGAGCUUCCGCAGAUGCGCCGUCUCACGGCCGUCUUCCAACCACAGUGGGAGCCGCCCUCUCUUCCCGAGCAGCAGCAGCAGCAGCAGCAGCAGCCGCACGGCCUCGUGCGGACCCACCACGGCGACACCGUCAAGGAGACGGGCGGCGAGGCUCCCGCGUCGCCGGCGUCGCCCGCUGAGGCGGCGCGGGCGGAGAGCGGCGACGGGAUGCUCCGGCGUCUGUUCGAUCGCAAGCGCGACGGUCCGGUCGUGUCGUACCAGGCGCUCGGCGACUCCGACUCCACGUCGCCAACCGCCGGCAGAAAGUGAAACGGAUUCGUCGCGGUUUUCCACGCGGCCGGUUCAAGCCGCGGUGAGCGUGGCGAAAUCUCAACUCCUGUCUCCGUUGGGUCACAUUAGUUUUUUUAAAAGCUGUUUUGUUUAACACCCUCUCGUGCGCAUAUUGUUGGAAGCGAAAGCAAACAUUUUUUUAAUUGGUUAUGAAGUGAUUUAUUUAUUGGCAACGGAACCCAACCCUGCCUCAAAUACGCAAAAAAUGCGUUCACGUAAUUUAUCAAGAAUUCCGAUAAAGUCGCUCGACAGCGGGCACCGAGCUUCCAGCUGCCAGCUUGUGAAUGCCAAGCUCUGCUUUACCCAACGUUUGGGCCGUGGUCUUCAUUUUGUCCAUCGCCACCAACACCGCCGCACUGAUGGACCACGUCCUAGUUGAGAGAGGGCUGCGUGCACCACCAACGCUUUGGGGCUCGUGCACCGUUGCUGAAAUGCCGCCCCAACUCAGAGCGGUUCACCCACGGGGGACCUGACGCAUGACACGGGAGGGUUUUGGCGUGUCGUGUGUUCGCAUGCGGAGUUUAAACAAAGCAUAGUGUAAAGUUGGAGUUGACAUUUCAAAGCAUUUAACAUAAAAAAAGAAUAUAAUUGUUCAUGAAAUCUUCACGAAAGGAGAAAGGGGAAAAUUUUUUAACUCGCAAAACAACGCAGCAGCUAACUUUACAAACUUAACUGACCCUGUUGAUUUCGGCAAUGAACUGUUGGAUGUACGAUUUUUUAAAUUGUUUCAAUCAAUGUUUAAAGCCAUUGGAUGGAUCUUGAAUGUGUUUUGUUUCUUUGAUUACCAAAUUCAAAACCGUGAAAGUUGCACCUUGUUCGUUGAUGCGAGAUGCUUGAGCACAUGCAGGCUUUUGUGCCAGAUGGUGUUGAAGGCCAUUUAAGUCCAUCACUGGAAUCCACGACACGUUUUAUUCAAUUCCGUUAUCCGGUGCAGUCGUGAGCGAUGUAAUUGGUUCAUUUAUAAAAAUGUAUUUCUUGCACUCAUGAUACAGCAUUAAGUUGUGUGUUCACAUGAAAAACGAUGAUUUGCGAUUUGUGCAAAUUUGACCGAGUAACAUUGAGUAUACCGACUUGAACAAAAACUUUACGUGAGACAGAAAAAAAUAACAAACAAUAGAAACGAGGUGUAAAAACGAGACCUAAUUAUUAUUUUUUUGGAUUCGCAUCACAAUCUGGAGUUGUGACAGUUCACAUGAUCUCUGCUCUGGUGAAUUGUUACGUUCUACUGUGCAGUGCAUUGCAUCUCAACUGAACGCCCCUGGACAGCAUGAAGUAAAAUGUAGGAAGCAUCACAUGGAGUGACUCCGCUGAAAGCAGUGCAUGGUGGGUAUUUAUCUGAAUAAAUUGUUUUACUUACAAAUAAUAAAGUUCACUUUGUCUACACAAAAUAGCAUGCUCCGCAUUGGAAAACGAUUGUGUAUUUAAGUUACAACGCAACCAACUGUAUGAACUAACUCCAUUGUUGCCCACAAAGUGCCCUAUGGAAUUAAUUUUGUAUUGCUGUAUGCACUAAGACGAGUCUUCAUAAACUUUGCAUUAAUUGGGAAGGCUUUUUGUUAAACCUAAUUUCCUGAGCUGAGAUGUGCAAAGCUAUUGCUAGGUAUUUUGUGAACCUGGCUCGGAAGCUAUUAGUCGCAGUUUUUAGUGCAAAUAUACGGACUCUAAAACGAGGGAAUGCUGCUUCGAAAGUCAUUGUUUACAAAUCUCCUUGUCUGCGGCGAAUGAUGAAACGCAUCUGCGGUGAACCAUUCGCGAAAGGUGGCAAAAGUGGUCGUCUUAGCUGGCCGCACACUUUGAAUCGAGUUUGUUUACAGUCACGCUGCAUAUGGCUUUCGGUAUUUCUGCCUGCACUCAGUUGGCAUGCCUAAUUUGACUCGUCGGCUUAGAGGUCGCGAGUUUAAUUCUCGCCUUGCGAAUACCGUACACUGCUCUUGCGUAUGUAUUUUCGGUUAUUCUCUUACGGGCUCUCCGAUUGUCGGUACCACGUGGUGUUGUUCAAGAGUGGCUGUCCGACGUUUAUCUCUGCCCAUGUGCUGGGACAAAUGAACGAUGUGAAGUCCUGCUGUGAAGCCUGGAUAGUUCGGCAAGUGGAGCAACAAACACUAAGUAAUCAUAAUAAAAUGUGAACUGGCAAGGGCAUAGACACCAGUGGGUCGAGGGAGCUUUCAUCGGGAACUGAAAUGAAUGUCACGCCAAACGAAACGCGGUACAACCCGAACACUCUUGGGAUAGCAACAGAACAUUGUCAGCAUCUUGAAAGCGCAAUGCUUUUUUUAUCGCACGAAAACAACGUUUUGAUGUCCGAGAACAGAUGCAGUUAGCAGCUAAAGGCUCCGUUCGCGAGACUUUUUUUUGUUAUCUGGUCACAUUUGUCCCACGGUGCAGUGGUGUAAUGAGCUAACGAUGCAAAGAGGAGCAUGGUAUUACCAACCCAAUGCGAUUCCCAUUAUUGCUGCUGUGCAAUUCGCUCAUUGCACCAUCGGUUAACGCUGCCUUACUCCACAUUGGCGUUACGGGAUUUAUGCAACUCAUGAAUUGUAGCGGUAAUUAGACGCGCUUGAUUACAAAGUGGCUGAUGGCAAAUGUCUCCUUGAUAGCACUCCGUCUCACCAAAAUUAACGCAUUCACCAAUGGUUGUAGCGGGAAUUGGGGAGUCAUUUUCUAAACCGUGCUAUUUUUCAACGGUUUGAUCUCAAGUUUGCGCGUGCGCACUUCAGCAGCGCCUUGCGUGGGUGGUGAAAUAUGAAUCGUAGCCCAGUUCAGAUAAGAGUGCGUGCCGGUUCACUGACAUCGCAUUCAUAUUUUAACCGCAGUCUACCCCACCCGUUGUGCCGACGUGAACCACCGCGUUAGAUUAAUAACGAAUCGCGUGUUUGUGGGGGGGGGUUUGUUUGUAUGUUGCCGCACGGCUGAAGGCAUUGUUCAGUAGAGUUUUGGUGACUAACGUGCUGUGGUUGGUGAUCGGCUGGCUUUUAAUCUAUGGUUGUUGUGUUUGUAAUUGACUGCACAAGAGAACAAAUAAAGUAACCUUUUUUUGAGCUUUGU